AUGGGUAUUAAAGCACUUGCCAACGUAAUUUCAGAAGAGUCACCAAAAGCAAUAAAGCACACAGAUAUUAAAUCAUUAUUUGGCAGGAAGGUUGCAAUCGAUGCUUCCAUGUCCAUCUACCAAUUCCUGAUAGCAGUUAGGCAGAGAGACGGCGAGCAAUUAAUGAGCGACACAGGCGAAACUACAUCUCAUUUAAUGGGAUUUUUCUACCGUACACUGAGAAUGGUCGAUAAUGGUUUAAAACCGUGUUAUGUCUUCGAUGGUAAACCUCCUGAUCUCAAAUCGAACGUCUUAAAGUCUCGCUUCGAGAAGAGAGAAGACGCGACUGAACAAGGUGAAGAAGCUAAAGAGACUGGUGACGCAGAGACUAUGGAUAGAUUAUCUAGACGCACUGUAAGAGUAACAAAGGAGCAUAACGCUGAAUGUAGAAAACUGCUCAAACUCAUGGGCAUUCCUGUGAUUGAAGCUCCUUCUGAAGCUGAAGCUCAGUGUGCUGAACUCGUUAGAGGUGGUAAGGUUUGGGCUGCAGGUAGUGAGGAUAUGGAUACUCUCACUUUCGGCGCACCCAUCUUACUCAGACAUUUGACUUUCUCUGAGCAAAAGAAAGAACCAAUCAGUCACUACUAUUUCGAAGAAGCCCUCAGUGGAUUAGCCAUGGAGCGUGAACAAUUUACCGACCUCUGUAUCUUGUUGGGAUGUGAUUAUCUAGACCCUGUCAAGGGUGUUGGUCCUUCAACAGCACUCAAGUUAAUUAGAGAGCAUGGCAGUCUAGAUGAGAUUGUGCCAAUCUGCAGAGCCAAUCAAGAGAAGAGGGCUAAGGAAAUGGAAAAGAUCAAAGAGGAUGAAGAUGAGAAAGAAGAGGAAGAAGAGAAGCUCGAAAGAGAGGAAUCGGGUAGUGAGAAUGAAGAGUCCACACCAAAGAAGAAGACCAAGAAGAGAGGUAAACAGCCUAAAACCAAGUCAGGUCCAGUCAUACCAGAGUAUUGGCCAUACGAAAAGGCUCGCGAGCUCUUUUUGAACCCUAAUGUACACAAAGCUGACGAAGUUGAGCUCAAUUGGGAGAGUCCAGAUAUAGAUGGACUGAUACAAUUCUUGUGUCACGAGAAGGGUUUUGCUGAGGACAGAGUCAGAAAAGGUGCUGACAGAUUGAACAAGAUGUUAAAUACCAAACAACAAGGACGUCUUGACGGAUUUUUCUCAGUGAUUCCUAAGGCAAACGACGACAAAAUGACAGAUAAGAAAGGUGGAGGUAAACGCAAGGCAGAAGAUGCCAAAGGCAAGGGCGGCAAAAAAUCAAAGAAGUAA
Wallemia ichthyophaga EXF-994 is the source of this 1305-nucleotide messenger RNA. RefSeq names its product Flap endonuclease 1-A. Gene Ontology annotation, molecular function: 5'-flap endonuclease activity; 5'-3' exonuclease activity; DNA binding. The record is from RefSeq and is a predicted model, not a curated record. Bases 1 to 1305 code for a protein of 434 amino acids. NCBI's taxonomy places the organism in Eukaryota, Fungi, Basidiomycota, Wallemiomycetes, Wallemiales, Wallemiaceae. The transcript is spliced from 4 exons. Gene Ontology annotation, cellular component: nucleus; cytoplasm.